AUUAAUGCCAAUAGAAAUAUAAAAGUCCUAAUUAAAAAAGAAAACAAUUUGACAAAAAUAUUGAAUACAAUAUUGGUUAUAUAGCAUAACAAGUGAUUUAUAAGCUUUUUUAGGCUGGUCAUUUUUGACUGGGAAAACAAAAGGUGUUAUAGGGUUCUGAACACAACCUGAAGGUUAAAUAACUUUAAUUCAUAUUGUUUACUCAUGGCCUCCUCAUUUUCAGCGGGGGACUGCUCAGAAGCUGCUUGCAUAAUAUUUGCAAAGUCUAUGAAUCGCCAUGUAUACACAAAAGGGUAAUAUUUUAACAAAAAAAAAUUUUGGCUUGUAAAUAGUUUGACAACGGUAUUAGCUGAAUAAUUACGUUGCUAAUGCUAAUGAUUACUAGGCUUAUUUCUCUUUAAGGUACCUGUUGUCACAUUUGUUUGUCCUCUUGAAAAUAAAUCUGUAAGUUUGGCACAUUUGGCAGCAUCCUCCUCCAAUGUAUUUUUUCUUCAACCUGUUUUUUACGCCCUCCUCCUCUCAGACGCGUAUUGUUACGGUAGAGCCGGCCCAGACUACCGGAGAAAAGUUUUCUUGGACGUGCUAUGGACCGAACCAACUCUAUGGGAGGGGAGGGGAAAACUCCUUCACAUGGUACAACCCAUGCAGAGGCUGCGCGCUGCAGUGUCAAUGCGAAACGUGUGAAGUUUCAUUUGAAGAUAGACUCACUAACGUGACAAAAAAAAAAAACUCGACCGGCCCAAAAGUGAAGCGGCCCACCGGGAAUUCUCCCGGUUCUCCCGAUUACCCACCCCGGGCCUGGAUUCAUCAUUGAUGAUUCUUCAGGAUCAUGGAGAGCCGCUCAGAACAUCUGCAGAGAGCAUCAUACUGAUCUGACCAGUGUGAGGAAUCAGACUGAGAAUCAACAGAUUCAGAACAUCAUGAAAGACAAAAACAUAUCUGAAGCCUGGAUUGGUCUGUUCAGUGACUCAUGGGAGUGGACAGAUGAGAGUGACUCUGGAUUCAGAUACUGGGUGCCUGGUCUACCAGAUAAUAUUGGUGGUACUGAAAAUUGUGCAGUGGUUAGAACGUUUCAGCAGGGUCAGUGGAAUGACUUGACAUGCAGUGAAUCUCGUACCUUUGUGUGUCAAGAAGAUAAUCUGAUAUUGAUCAAGAAGAAUCUGAGCUGGUCUGAUGCUCUGAGAUACUGCAGAGAGAAUCAUGUGGAUCUGGUUUCAGUUGAUUCAGAGGAGAUUCAGUUCAUGGUGACAGAUAUGAUUGAUCGGGCCUCUACUGACGCUGUGUGGAUGGGGUUACGUCACUCCUGUGCUGUUGGACUUUGGUUCUGGGUGAAUGGAGAGAUGCUGUGUUAUCGGAAUUGGGCUCCAGGGAACGAAACCGCAGUGGACGACUGUGACAAUGAAGUGAAAUCUGGAGCAGUUCAAUCUGGAGGAGAUCCUCGCUGGAUCAGCAUUCCUGAAUCUCGAAAACUCAACUUCAUCUGCAUUAGAAAGGAAAAAAAUAAUUUGGAAAAAUGAUCUGUGUCUAUCACUUUCUUUGUUCUUUGUAAAAUUGUUUAAGUUUUUUGGUUCUUUAGCAUUAGGGUCCAUCUACCUAACCCUAACAUAUUA
Molecule: messenger RNA, 1610 nt
Organism: Paramisgurnus dabryanus
Lineage: Eukaryota; Metazoa; Chordata; Actinopteri; Cypriniformes; Cobitidae
Source: RefSeq, a predicted model, not a curated record